AUGAAGAUCCUCUUGGCUCAUUUCUUACUGUCGAUGGCCACGGUCAUUGUGGCGUCUCCACUGCUGCUACGGAAAGCCCCCUCCAGCAGGAGUGUUAUUGCUGACGCCCCUUCAGGAAAUGUUAUUGAGAUCACUAACCAAGUACGGAUUCUGCCUGCUAGCCUUGCACUAGCUGAGGAUAUCGAGAAUUCCGAGAUCCAGAUUACUCCAGACAACACUGGCACGGUAGUCGAGACACGUCCUGGGGAUCUUGGCUCAGGAGUUCAGACUCUUCCAGGAAGCCUCGCCACCGGAGUAGAAACUCGCCCUGGAAACCUCGUCACAGGGGUUCAGACCCUUCCAGGAAGCCUCGCCACUGGAAUAGAGACCCGCCCUGGAAACCUCGUCACGGGAGUUCAGACCCUUCCAGGAAGCCUCGCCACUGGAGUAGAGACUCGCCCUGGAAACCUCGUCACAGGGGUUCAGACCCUUCCAGGAAGCCUCCCCACUGGAGUAGAGACCCGCCCUGGAAACCUCGUCACGGGAGUUCAGACUCUUCCAGGAAGCCUCGCCACUGGAGUAGAAACUCGCCCUGGAAAUCUCGUCACAGGGGUUCAGACCCUUCCAGGAAGCCUCGCCACUGGAGUAGAAACUCGCCCUGGAAAUCUCGUCACAGGGGUUCAGACCCUUCCAGGAAGCCUCGCCACUGGAGUAGAAACUCGCCCUGGAAACCUGGUUGUUCCAGCUACACACACAGUUGCUGAAACUCCCCUUGGAGAACUGCAUCUGAGCUUGAAAUGGGUCCCUGCAACAGAAGAACAUUCCCCAGAUGAACCAUCAAAGGAAACCAGACCAGCUGUUCUUGAACCAUCAAAAGAAACCAGACCAGCUGUUCUUGAACCAUCAAAAGAAACCAGACCAGCUGUUCUUGAACCAUCAAAAGAAACCAGACCAGCUGUUCUUGAACCAUCAAAGGAAACCAGACCAGCUGUUCUUGAACCAUCAAAGGAAACCAGACCAGCUGUUCUUGAACCAUCAAAGGAAAUCAGACCAGCUGUUUUAGAACCGACAAAGGAAAUUAGGCCAGCUAUAAGGAAGACUAGAUCACUUGAUGUAAUCACAGCUGAAACUAAACCAGCUAUUCUAGAACCAUCAAAAGAAACUAGACCAGCUGUCAUUGAACCAUCAAAAGAAACCAGACCAGCUGUCCUUGAACCAUCAAAGGAAACCAGACCAGCUGUCCUUGAACCAUCAAAGGAAACCAGACCAGCUGUUCUUGAACCAUCAAAGGAAACUAGACCAGCUGUUCUUGAACCAUCAAAGGAAACCAGACCAGCUGUCCUUGAACCAUCCAAGGAAACCAGACCAGCUGUUCUUGAACCAUCAAAGGAAACUAGACCAGCUGUUCUUGAACCUUCAAAGGAAACCAGACCAGCUGUUCUUGAACCUUCAAAGGAAACCAGACCAGCUGUUCUUGAACCUUCAAAGGAAACCAGACCAGCUGUUGUAGAACCGGUGGAUGUUUCAGCUACACACACAGUUGCUGAAACUCCCCUUGGAGAACUGCAUCUCAGUUUGAAAUGGGUCCCCGCAACACAAGAACAUUCCUUAGGUGAACCAUCAAAGGAAACCAGACCAGCUGUCCUUGAACCAUCAAAGGAAACCAGACCAGCUGUUCUUGAACCAUCAAAGGAAACCAGACCAGCUGUUCUUGAACCAUCAAAGGAAACCAGACCAGCUGUUCUUGAACCAUCCAAGGAAACCAGACCAGCUGUUCUUGAACCAUCAAAGGAAACUAGACCAGCUGCUCUUGAACCUUCAAAGGAAACCAGACCAGCUAUUCUUGAACCAUCAAAGGAAACCAGACCAGCUGUUCUUGAACCAUCAAAGGAGACCAGACCAGCUGUUCUUGAACCAUCAAAGGAAAUUAGACCAGCUGUUCUUGAACCAUCAAAGGAAACCAGACCAGCCGUUUUUGAACCCUUAAAAGAGACCAGGCCAGCUGUGAGGAAGACUAGAUCAAUUGACUUGAUCUCGGUAGAGACCAGGCCCGCUGUACUGGAACCAGAGGUGGCCAACUCUGAAAAAGAAACUAGGCCAGCUCUUAUUGAAUCACUGGAGACAGAAACAGCUGCUCUGGAACCAAUUGAAACCAAACCAGCUGUUCUAGAACCAGUUGAAACCAAACCAGCUGUUCUAGAACCAGUUGAAACCAAACCAGCUGUUCUAGAACCCGUUGAAACCAAACCAGCUAUUCUAGAACCAGUUGAAACCAAACCAGCUGUUCUAGAACCAGUUGAAACCAAACCAGCUGUUCUAGAACCAGUUGAAACCAAACCAGCUGUUCUAGAACCAGUUGAAACCAAACCAGCUGUUCUAGAACCAGUUGAAACCAAACCAGCUGUUCUAGAACCAGUUGAAACCAAACCAGCUGUUCUAGAACCAGUUGAAACCAAACCAGCUGUUCUUGAACCCGUUGAAACCAAACCAGCUGUUUUAGAACCAGUUGAAACCAAACCAGCUGUUUUAGAACCAGUUGAAACCAAACCAGCUGUUCUAGAACCCGUUGAAACCAAACCAGCUGUUCUAGAACCAGUUGAAACCAAACCAGCUGUUCUAGAACCCGUUGAAACCAAACCAGCUGUUCUAGAACCCGUUGAAACCAAACCAGCUGUUCUAGAACCAGUUGAAACCAAACCAGCUGUUCUAGAACCUGUGGAGACAAAACCAGAUGUUUCAGAACCAGCAGAAGAUUAUGUAUUCGGUAAUUCAUUAGGUGAACUAAGGAUUGGCCUAAGUUGGUAUCCACACUCCAGCUUUGUCGGCCAGGAACCAGCUGUCCCAGAGGAACCUAUUAAGCAAACUAAACCGGCUGUCCCAGAGGAGCCAGCUGUCCCACAGGAGCCAAUUAAGCAGACUAAACCAGCUGUCCCACAGGAGCCAAUUAAGCAGACUAAACCAGCUGUCCCACAGGAGCCAAUUAAACAGACUAAACCAGCUGUCCCAGAGGAACCUAUCAAGCAGACCAGACCAGCUGUCCCAGAGGAACCUAUCAAGCAGACCAGACCAGCUGUCCCAGAGGAACCUAUCAAGCAGACCAGACCAGCUGUCCCAGAGGAACCUAUCAAGCAGACCAGACCAGCUGUCCCAGAGGAACCUAUCAAGCAGACCAGACCGGCUGUCCCAGAGGAGCCUAUUAAGCAGAUCAGACCAGCUGUCCCAGAGGAACCAACCUAUUAA
Molecule: messenger RNA, 3219 nt
Organism: Penaeus indicus
Lineage: Eukaryota; Metazoa; Arthropoda; Malacostraca; Decapoda; Penaeidae
Product: titin-like
Exons: 2
Coding region: 1-3219 (1072 amino acids)
Biological process (GO): microtubule cytoskeleton organization
Cellular component (GO): microtubule
Molecular function (GO): calmodulin binding; microtubule binding
Source: RefSeq, a predicted model, not a curated record